Pestalotiopsis fici W106-1 is the source of this 996-nucleotide messenger RNA. RefSeq lists its product as uncharacterized. Gene Ontology annotation, biological process: negative regulation of protein binding; regulation of ERK1 and ERK2 cascade; protein dephosphorylation. The record is from RefSeq and is a predicted model, not a curated record. Gene Ontology annotation, molecular function: F-box domain binding; protein tyrosine/serine/threonine phosphatase activity. The coding region runs from base 1 to 996 and encodes 331 amino acids. The transcript has a single exon. Gene Ontology annotation, cellular component: nucleoplasm; cytoplasm. Lineage: Eukaryota; Fungi; Ascomycota; Sordariomycetes; Amphisphaeriales; Sporocadaceae.
AUGGCGAUGGUGGUAGAUUCACACGAGCACGAGACGCGAAAUACCGUCGUCCCUGCAGCUCCUUAUGCCGCUCGUCCACCGAGCCCGCCCAGCAUCCUGAUUCCCGCCCCGAACGUCAAGGCUAGUCAAGCCAUUGUCUGCGUCCCGCGCUUCUCCAACGUCGAUCCGCUGACUUUGAGUGCCCCGGACCUCGAGAUUAUCACCCAAAGCAAGCCCCAAAAGGCAUACGACAGUGUCGGUGACUGGACAUGGGAAGAUCGCCGAAAGGCUCAUGAGAUCCUCGACUUUUUGUGGCUCGGCCCCUCGACCGUAGCCCGCGAUCAGGGAUUCUUGAAGGAGAACGGCUUUAGCAUGAUUCUUGCCGCUCGGGACGCGCGCCUAGCCGAGGCACGACUGUUGGGUGUCGAUCGUGCUAUCAAGGAGUUGGAACUUUCCGCUGCGACCAUUGAUGUUCAGGACCUUCAGGACCUGAUCCACCGCCUCGACGAUGCCGUGGCCCUGAUCAACAAGCACAUGCUCGAGUUUUACCACAACCAAAUCCUGCUUCAGAAGGACUCCCCCAACGGACAAGAUAAAACGGUGAUUGACAAGUCCAAGUUUCGCCGUGGCAAGGUUCUUGUCUUCUGCGAGACCGGCAAUGACCGCUCUGCUAUCCUCGUGGUGGCGUAUCUGAUGGCUGUCUACGGCAUGGACAUGAUUCAGGCCUGCCAGUUUGUCAAUUACCGGCGCUUCUGUGUCUCUCUCGAUGAACCUUCAAAGCAGAUGCUUCAGACCUACGAGGGCUUGCUCGUAGCCCGAAAGACUGUCAACAAGCACACACUUCAGAACUCGCACAAUAUUUCGCUGGGCACAUCGAGAAUCACCAAGCGCGGAAUCAUGGACACAAUGGAUGAUGAUGAUGAUGAUGAUAUCAUGCAAGAAGCAGCUGAUUUUGAACUCGACCGUGAUCGGUACACAGACCGCCGACCAUUCGUGCCUUUUGUCGAUCAAAACUGA